Molecule: messenger RNA, 2072 nt
Organism: [Candida] anglica
Lineage: Eukaryota; Fungi; Ascomycota; Pichiomycetes; Serinales; Debaryomycetaceae
Source: the annotation of a GenBank genome assembly
AACCAUUAUCAGUGGAACUUUUAAUCCAAUACAAGAGAAUGUCGGGUCGCAACUUCACGAUUUCGUCAUUGCUUGACUCCAAUGAUGACAACACACGGCGGGCGGCUGGUGGUAAUAGCUCUCUGGCAGCCCCUCCACCAGUAGCAGCCACAAGUCACUUACAGCCACCACCACCAACAGAAGUCAAGUCACGGUCUACGAGCCCUCUAGCCCCUUCGAAGAAGGAGACUAUUCCUUUGACAAUGAAUGCCGCUCAAAUGGCCCCUCUGGCCGUUUCACAGUAUCAAUUGGCUCCAAUGACCCUGCAUGGACUGGCGGCGAUACUGCCAGGACGAACAACACCACAACAACAACAAUUAUCGUUUCAAACAGACAAUACCGCAUCACAAAGACAGAUAAUGUCUCAGCCGCCCAAGCCGAUUCUUGUGGAUGACCGAACAGAGGUCAUCGUUGUGGAAGAUGAAGAAAUGCCCGGGUUAGGACCCCCUAACAGGAGGGCCGCUCCAAAGAAGAGAGCUGGUAACAACAAUACCACUAGCACUUCUACUGGUUCUAUUUCUCUACUGGGUAGCGUGGUUCCCACGCCUCCAGGAGGGCCCGUUGGAAUGCUUCCAAAACUUAUUCCAAAGCCAUUAUCACAAGGUUCGAGCUCACCAACACCAAGUGUUUCAUCGUUCCAAGCUCGUCCUACAAACUCGACAGGUCCUUCUAAUGCCACUGGGGCAACAGGAGACGCAAUCUGGCUGUUCCAGUCAAGUUUCCAGUUAAAUGGUGGCAAUGGAGCUGCUUCGUCACCAACCCCUGCCACACCUACUCCAAACAAGGCAAGUAUCAAUUCUAUAAUAAAUGUUGAGGAUGCGCCAGAUCGAAGUCCAUCUGUAGAAGUGGCUGCUCCAAAGAAAAAAAGGGCACCCAGAAGGAAGAAGGAAGAUGGAGAGGCACCGGCAACUAAGAAAAGGAAACCCGCAGCCACUGCUGCGAAUACCGCUACUGCGGGUGCUGGACUCGAAACAGUUAUUGAAGUUACUGCAAAUGCUACGCCACCUCCAGGUGAGGAACAAAAGAAGGCGCGUGCCAAACCAAAACCAAGAAAGAAGACUCCAGAUACAGCAGCCACUACCAAUGCUGUAACUUCUUCCACGACAUCUGCAGGUUCAUCUACUUCUAAAACAGUAACCACUGUUCCUGAGAUUACACCAGCUCCAGAAAUUCAACCAACACUGACGGCAGAACGUAAUUCCAAAGCUGGAUCUUCCGUUCCAAAUCCUACUGUAGUUGAAAUUGGGAAAAAGGAAUCAUCUCCAAAUCUGGCCGUAGCAACCACUGGUACUACCAGUAAUGCAGUUUCUUCGACUACUGCUACUACGGCGCCAGUGGUACCUGCAUCGGCACCUCCCCCAGUUGAAGCACCAAUAAUAGCAUUGAACAUUCCCCUUCUCGAUCCUAAAAAUCCAAAACCUGGCCAAGCACAAGUGGUGGUUAAUGUUCUCAAAUUGGCCGAAGAAAAGUAUGGCUGGGCUGUAAUGCAUCCCAAUGCUAAAUCGGCCAUCGAUUUAAUGGAUGACAUUAUGGACGAUGAUGAAGAUGCUGCUGAUGAGGACGAUGACGAAGAAAAGGCUGCCCCUACCCUUAAUGAGGAAGUUUCCAAAAAGGAUACCCCAGAGCUCACAGAAGAGCAACUUGUUCGUCAGCAUGAGGUUAAAAUGAACCGUAAGGUUGGUAAAUAUGACUAUGAAGAUCCUUUCAUAGAUGAUGUGGAGCUUCAAUGGGAAGAGGAGAUCACUUCAACGAAGGACGGAUUCUUUGUAUAUUGGGGUCCUUUAGUAGAGGACCGUAAUGCACCCACUGCAAAAAAGGCAGGAGGGAAAGCCAAGAAGUAAGAAAAUUUAUUCAACAAAAGGUUUAGCCAUAGUUUUCAAUUUGACUCCAAGUGUUGCGGACUCUGAUCUUGGUGUUUGUGAAAAGAACAAUGUAUGCCGCCACAUCGAGACGUGUCUCUAGUUGCAGUAUAAAAUCUCAAUUAUAAAAGGCGCAUUUAAUUAGGAUGGCCAAUAUAGUCGUAUCCAGAAGGA